Pocillopora meandrina is the source of this 5667-nucleotide messenger RNA. The record is from the annotation of a GenBank genome assembly. NCBI's taxonomy places the organism in Eukaryota, Metazoa, Cnidaria, Anthozoa, Scleractinia, Pocilloporidae.
AUGGAGGUGGAAUACAGCAUAGGAGUGAAUAAUCGCUUCUUAGCGUUAGGACUGGAUGAUGAAGAUCCUGAGGAGACCUUGCUAAAGCAGGAGAAAAAGGAGGAGCCGUCCAAGAAGGAGAAGGCGAAAAAACAAGACAAGAAAGCUGCAAAACAGCCAGUCAAAGAAACGAAGCCUGCCGCAGGGAGAAAGGACAAUGUAAACGAAGAGCCCAAGAAGGAAGGUUAGUAUCAGCAUGUUCACGUCGAAAUGUUUAAUGUACAAGUUGUACCGUGACGCUAUCGUCUUGUCAGAUGGCAUGUGGAACCCUCAGAUGUUUUCAGCUGACAUCGCUCUGUAGUUUUCCUAGUCAUUUUUUGUUUUCCAGGGAUAUUUUACAAUUAAUUUCCAUUUUAAAGAAAUUACUCACUGCAUACAGCCCUAUUUUGUAGUGAUGGUCACAUGAGUUUCGUUCCAAAGCAACCAAAGGUACGCCAAAAUUUUCAUUUAGGGCUAGUGCGGUGCGUUGCGAAAUUUGUUGCACUGAAACGAAGAUGACUUGAAAUCCCCAAGUGAUAUGUAAAUGCCUCUAGAAUCCGUAUUUUACGUUUUAUCAGACUAAAUAGUAUCUGUAAGCUGAGAAUAUGAAUGGUUUUUAGGCACGUGUUGUUAUGUUAGGCUUGUGUAGGCUUUAUUUAUGAGUUAAUACAUAAUUUUGAGGCAGAGAUUCGAUUGCUUCGACUCGGCGAAGAUGUGUUAUUUCAAAUCAGAGAAGGUUUAUUCGUUGCCUAUAUUUGAAAUUUUGUGCAGAAAGAACAGAUAGCAGGCGAGGUGGUCGCGGUAAAAGCGAUGUGAGGAGAGAAAACGAGAAAAACACUCGUAUGACAAACGGUCCAAGCGAGAGAAGAGACCGUGAUGACAACACUCCAAGAGAGAGGCGAGGCGGUGGAUUCGGCGGCGGAUUCCGUAGAAGAGAUGGUCCUCAGGGUGAUACCGACUCUCCUGAUAAAGAGGGAGCUGAAAGGGAAAGAGGAGUCUUCGAAAGAGGAAGAGGUGGCCGUGGAUCGCGGGGUGGAGGUGGAAGAGGUCGUGGUGGAUUCGGUCCUCGUGGUGGCGGCGGUUUUGGCAGGAAGCGAGAGUUCGAAAGAAGAAGUGGAAGCGACCGCUCGUAAGUUCGUGGUUUUUUUUGCCCUUUUUAAUCAUACUUUUCUUGCAGAAGUAAAACUUGUUUGAAAACGAAAACUUACAUUCUCGAGAUAUGUUCUUGCUGCCUCGCAUUGUACUUUUUGUAGUACUUUAAAUUACCUAAUCAUUUAAUAUUAUGCGGCCUCCUUCUGUACUGUAGCUUAAUUAAGGAUACAGAAUCCUUCAGGUUUAAAAGUUUUUAUUUCAAGGAAUUGUGAUGUUUAUCAACCCAGAGAGGGUUGCACAGUUUAUUUUGAAAAUGUCAAUUUAUUGCUUUCUUAUUGAAACCUGAUAUAGAUUUCACAAUUGUGACACAAAAAUAACAUUUAUUUGUGAAUAAAGUAAAAAAAUAGGGCUGCACCAUUUCCUUUCACUCCUAACCUUAACCAGCUAAUCCUAAUUUUUAUUUUGUGGGGUGCCUUUCUGUUUCUUUGGAGAAAUAAUUAUAUGUGUAAAAGAAAAUAUGUCCUCUUCUUGUGGUCUAGGGGCCCCCGACUGGACAAAUCAAGUCGCGGGGACAGAAGGUUGGACAAACAUUCUACUUUCAAUUGCUCCUAGAUAAUAAAUGUAAAUCUGUUCUUCUUGGUUUAUGUUGUGGAAACUAAAUAUUUGAGCCUAGAGUUGUCAAAACAUAACAAAAAGCAGUAAACAUGUAGGUGGACAAAUUGGCUUUAGAGGCAAAAUAUGUUGAUUUGAUUAUCCUUUGCCACUUCAGGCCCCAUAUGUUAACCUUAAGAUUAUUUCUAGAUCACAGACAAUCUAAUCUUUCCUUUUAAAAGGCAUUUAGUAAUGUUGUAUUUUAUGUUUGUUAAAGCUGGCACACAUUAAAACCCACAAUUAAGAAAUGGAAGAGAUUCUGGCUAAUUUAGAUAUUGCUAGGUAAAUUCGAGUUUGGUUGUUUUCGUGUUACAUGUGUUAGUGCUAAUUUGUGUAGCUUCUGAGACCAACCUUUCUAUCGGUUGAGCUGCUUAAUAACCCCACAUGGGAUGUUGGGAGAAAAUGAGAAAAGUUUGUUUAACACUUGCAUCUUGCUUGUGAAUAUUAAAAACUCUUUAGUGUUAUCCCAACAUCCCAUAUGGGUUAUGCUGCUAAACUAAAGCAAAGUGCAAUCUAUCACUUAAACAUCAUAAACUUAAAUUUCUGUGUGCUUACAAGUACAAUAAACCAUAUGUUUUUAUCCAAUUAGGAGUUCUCAGCACCUCAGUUAUUUUAUAAAUGUUCAUCUGCCAUUGCACAAUGAAGAUUUAAGUUUAUUCCAUUGAAAUUGUACUCAAUUUUUUCAACCCAUUGAGUAGGUGAUAGUGUUGAGUGAACAAUUCUAAGGGUUGUCUUCAUGGGUAGUUUACUAAUUUUGCUUCUUGUAAACCUCAUUAUAUGAAAUGAUGAAACACGGUUAAAUUUUGAAUAAUUUUUCUAAGUGUAUUGGCAGUGUUUACCUUUGUGAAGUAUUUAUCAUAUUUAUAAUUUUGUUUUACUCAUUGUAUCUAGAAUUUGAGGUUACUACCCUGUUCUCACAUCAGCUUAACAUUUACAUUUAUGAUAAUGCAAUUAAAGAAAGCAUUCAUUAUUUUCGUAAUUUAUUACAAUAUAGUUGUGUUACUUGAUCUAUUUCUGUAUUACCAAGGCUACCUUCUAAAGAUAAAUUCAUGUUGUCAACAGCUUUCUCUUGUGUAUUGUUUCUGUUGUAGUUAUGGCAGCCCUUUGUUGGCCCUACACUUGUUCCCUGAUGAUAAGCUGUAGUUACUGCACUGGUUUUUGGUUGUAGUCCUCUAUUCAUGAGACGUUUCUCUUUACUGUUUAUAGUUCUGUGAAGCCUCAAGAAAAACGCGAUGGAGGUGGCCAGUUCAAUUGGGGAAGUCCAACAGAAGGUGCAAGGUAAGUUAUACAAGGAAGGAUUUUUCUUGAAUCACAAUUUAAGACAAGAAAUGUAUCUUAUUUCAUAGUUAUAUGGACUACAUCCACUCUGUUUGUCCCAUAGUCCCAGACACCCAUGGCAGCUAAUUAUCUAUUAUGCAAGAUGAUAGUGAUCGUGGCUGUUCUUGGACAUUAACCGUUUUUAUCAUAUAGCUUGUAUGACCCUGUAGGCACUUUUAUAUGUGAAAAUCCCCAUGGGAGAGUGGUAUACAGUGGAGCAAGCAGGACUGGAAAAGGGUGUAUCACUUUGUGCAUGGCUCUGUAAGAUGUAAGCUGAAAGAAGAAAGGAGAAAGAGAAAUAGUGAAAAUUAUUGCCUUUUUGGCUUGGUUGAGUCAGGGCAAUUGAGUAAAUGGUUAACUCUUAGUCAUGACAUCUGGAUCUUGUUGUGCUCCAUUUGUGUUUGCUGACUGCUAAAUUUUCUACCCCUAGCACUUCCUCUCAACAAAUAAAUGAAUUUUUUCCUUGCAGCGAAGAAACUGAUGUUUUUCCUCAGACUGAAGUAGCAGAUUGGGCUGAGGCUUCUCCUGACCCAGAUGCUGUGAAAGAGACUACUGAAGAGUGAGUUGCAUUUAUGAAAAUACAGUGAAGUCCUUUGAUUUGGCCACUUGUAAAUUUACCUUUCUCUGUCUUGAUCUGACUUGUGAUUUUUCAACAAUGUUUUGUUAAUUUGGCUGAGAUAAUGAUGAUGUCUUAUUUGUUUCAUGAUGUUUUCAACUCUUAUUAUUUGUCUGGGGCCAUAAAUUGGAUAGUUUUAUGCAGUUGAAAUGUCACAGUCUGCACUACAAGUGACUACAUUGUUGACAAUGCUACAAUGCUUAAUUAAUGUUGUACUUCCUGAUCAAAGAGAGUUACAACUAUUUAUAAAAUCAUAGCCAUAGUACUAUAGUGUAAAGGUUUGUAAUCCUUUGUACUGGUUCCGAAGAGAAAUAAAUGUUUCCUCAUUUUGAGAUCGAUACAUGUGCUUCCUUUAACUCUUAAACUCCCAGGAGAAACCAAGACAAUUUUUUCCUUACAAUGUUAAUACAAAAUCGAGAAGAAAAAUUAUAAGAAUAUUUAAACAAUAUCAACCGAAUACCAAAUUCUCCAAACUAAUGUUAUAAGAAUUGUAUGGCAACAGUAAGGAGAAUUACUCAUGAGAUCAGGGAGUGAUAGGGUUGAUAAGAGUAUUAGCCCUUUACACCCUAACCUCAGUAUGUAUAUUAUCCAAACUGAUCUUUAUAUAAUUCCUAACGUGCUGACAAAGAGAAUUUGUUUAACAAUCAAGAGUUUCUUUUAUUGGUGAUAAUUUCCUUCAUCCUCAUGACCUUAAAGUGUGAUUCAGGGGUGAUAUUGUCAGGUGAAAUUAGAUGCUGUUCACUCUCAGGGUGCAAAGGGUUAAGGUGUUUGUUUUCCAUACUAGAUCAACCCAAAAAAAACUGUUAAGGAUAACAUUUUUAUACUACAGCUUAUUAUAUGUUUGCUAUGUUCAGGGCUCAAGGAGAAGAUAAGGAAAAUGAAGAAAGUAAGGCAGAAGAGGCUCCAAAGGAAAUGAGCUUAGAGGAGUGGAAGGAGUUGCAAGAAAAGGAAAGAGCAAAGGCAACUUUUGAACUGCGCAAAGCUGGUGAAGGAGAGAAAAAAGGAAUGUGGAAAGAUACUAAAGUUCUUAAAAAACCUGUUGAGGAAGAGGGAGAAUAUGGGGCCAGAAGAGUAAGUGAACAUCACUUGGUCAGAGUGUGGAGAAAUUGAGGGAAAGAAUGGUUGAAGGAUUUAACAUAUGUUUGUUGGACAUUUUGUCCACUUUAUGCCUAGUUCAGUGAGAAAUGCGUAAGUGUGUUAUGGAAGAUUGCCACUUUCUUUUAAAAUAUUGUUGUAGCAACAUUUCCUAUUCUUUUUUAAGGUCAUUGAAGUCAAAGAAAAGACAUCUGGUCGUGUCAAGCAAACAGUUGACAUACCUUUUGAUUUUAAAAUGAAUAAUGAACCAAGAAGAGGAGGCCGGGGUGGCAAUCGUGGAGGGAGAGGUGAUAGAGGGGGUCGUGGUGGCCGCGGAGGAAGAGGAAGAGGAGGUGGAGGACGUGGUGGGUUUGGUAGUCGUGGAGAUUCCAAUGAAAGUGGUACAAACUUUGCAUUGAAUAAUGAAGAAUUUCCUACUCUUGGGUAACAAGCUUUCUGUGGAUACCCACUUGUUCCUUAAAGACUUGAAUGCUGCACACUAAAAAGGAACAAGGAAAUUAAUAUGCUUGAUGUACUUGACUAAAGAGAAGACAGUUUCUCAGACUUUAUAAGUAGUUACCUCUCUAUCAACAGAGGUCUUGAAAAAAGACAAUCUUAUUAAAUAAUGAAGUGCCGUUAGAAGAAGCACCUGACAAGUCUAAGGAUACAGCUCAUUAUACUGCUCAGUAAUAUUGGACAAUGUCUCCAUCUUAGCAGGUUACUUCAGACUUCCUAAUUUAAAAUGUCACAAAAGAGAUAAUGUGAUGUGUGUUGAAAGAAAAAGAAAUAAUUCUAUCCCUUCAUCUUAUUCCAUGCAUUAACUUAUGCUCCAGUUUUCUUGCUAAAUAGUGUUGAUACCUUUAACUGGUGAAGGUCUUCAUGUAUUUGGAAUGGAAAAA